GGAACAUCGUCAAAUCAGACCGAAGUGAACCAUGAAUACAAAAAUCUGCAUAACGACACUGCAACCAACAGUAUCUCAAACAAGUAAAAGCAACAGCCAGAGAAGAUUGAGAAGUUAGAGAGCGAGAGAGAGAAAGAGAAGCAUCAAAAGAUAACUACUUUUAUAGCGGAAAGCAAAGAGGAAGCAAAACAGAGAGAGAGGGAGAGAUGGGUUGGUCGGUAAAUCAACAGGUAGAGAUAGGAAGGGGAAAGAGAAGUCGCAUUUGGGGAGGAGCAUUCCUGUUUUGGGUUUUCCUCAUGUUUGCCACACCCAAGAUCCCUCUUUCCAACCAUCAUCAUCAUUUCGCUGACAUGCGCAAUUUCUUUGGGGUUCCCAACACUUUGAAUGUGAUCACCAAUUUCCCUUUUCUGAUUGUGGGUGUUGUGGGUUUUAUCCUUUCUCUUCAAGGAUACUUCUUUAAUAUAAGCUUGCGAGGAGAGGUUUGGGGUUGGGUGCUUUUCUUUGGAGGAAUAGUAGGCGUCGCUUUUGGGUCUGCUUACUAUCAUCUCAAACCCGAUGACAGUAGAGUCAUUUGGGACACCUUGCCGAUGAUGAUAGCAUAUUCUUCACUUUUUUCCAGUUUUGUUGUGGAAAGAGUGGGGCAACGUGUCGGAUUAACUUGUUUGUUUGGGAUGCUAUUUGUUGUUUUACUUAGCACAGCUUAUGCAAGAAUAUUUAAUGAUCUUCGGUUGUGCAUGAUGUUCCAGUUGAUUCCAUGCAUAGCCAUACCGGGCAUGACCUUUCUGUACCCGCCCAAAUAUACACACUCAAUAUAUUGGCUAUGGGCAGCAGGGGUUUAUCUUCUAGCCAAGUUUGAAGCUGCUUUCGACAGGAAAAUAUACCAUGCAAAUCUUUACUUUAUCAGUGGACAUUCCUUGGAACACUUGUGCUCAACAGUGAUUCCUGUUUUGUUUGCUAUUAUGCUCAUGUAUAGAAACAUUAGCAUCCAGAGAUUAAGUGACUUGAAAGAGCGUCCUUGAAGACUGUACAGAGACAAAGAAGACAUUUCUAAGUUAUGCAGCCAGCAGGUACACAAGAAAUCAAUAUAGGAGGAGACGGUAGAUGCAGCGAAUGAUCUGUUAUUGCACUUACAGGGUUUCUGAAGAAUUUGAUGAAUCAUAUUCUACCUUUUUUUUAUUAUAUUCAUUCUUUUGAAAUGUGGUGUUUAACCAGAAAUGAAAUUUUACAAGAAAAUUUCACUUGGAUAGUAUUUGCUUUGGCCAGUGAGCAUCCCAUAAAAAUGCUUGAGGUCAUGUGUCAGUGGCUUGAAGUUCAGGAUUCUCGUAUUUUUCCUAGUAGCAAUCAAUAUGAAUGCAAGGACCUGAAUCUAUUGAAUA
Molecule: messenger RNA, 1376 nt
Organism: Hevea brasiliensis (rubber tree)
Lineage: Eukaryota; Viridiplantae; Streptophyta; Magnoliopsida; Malpighiales; Euphorbiaceae
Exons: 7
Coding region: 207-1019 (270 amino acids)
Source: RefSeq, a predicted model, not a curated record